GUCGCGGAAUCCUGACCAACUGCAGAGACGCAUUAAUGUGGGCGAUGGUGGAUUCGUGUGACUACUGAGUUUUUACCAAAGGAGAGCAGCGCUAGAGAGAGAUGGGCGUGACAACUGGGUGUCUGGACCACGACUAGUCUCCAGGGGGAAAGAGCAUCUCGCAGUCUCCAAUGUACCCGAUGACAACGGAGAGGCAAUGCCGACUGUCCGGUCCAAUGGUUGUUCCAUCCAAUUUACCUUAGCAGGUGGUCUUUUAACAACGGCACGACGCCCGAUAUUGAGGCCACACGGGGAUUGACACAAUCUAAAAGGGAAUAAAAAAUCUUACGGACCUACUUCGGAAAACAUCAGCGGGCACAAUGGUUCCUUGGCCAAUGGGGACAAGGGACGGAGGAGAAGUCGCCUGGCCCUCUACAAGAGACCCAAAGCCAACGGGGUCAAACCUGAUGUCAUCCACAAUGUCUCUACCCCUCUGGUGUCAAAGGCUCUCAGCAACAAAAGCCAGCACAGCAUCUCCUACACCUUGUCCAGGAGUCACUCGGUCAUUGUAGAAUACACCCAUGACAGCAACACAGAUAUGUUUCAGAUCGGGCGUUCUACAGAGAACAUGAUUGACUUUGUGGUGACGGACACGGCAGGCAGCAGCACCAGUGGUGGUGGGGGGCAGGGUGCGGUGCCAGGGUGCGGGGCCAGGGGGCAGGGCCAGGGUCAGGGUGCGGUGGGCGAGUUGGGCGGAGGAGGAGGGCAGUCGGUCCAGAGCACAAUAUCCCGCUAUGCGUGCCGUAUCAUGUGCGAACGCAGCGCCCCGUACACGGCCCGCAUCUACGCCGCCGGCUUCGACUCCUCCAAAAACAUCUUCCUGGGGGAGCGGGCUGCCAAAUGGCGGACGUCGGACGGCUUGAUGGACGGCCUGACCACCAAUGGCGUGCUGGUGAUGCACCCAGCGGGGGAGUUUGUGUCUGAGCCGGCGCCGGGCGUGUGGCGGGAGAUCUCGGUGUGUGGGAACGUCUUUGCCCUGCGGGAGACACGCUCGGCCCAGCACAGGGGAACAUUGGUGGAGAACGAGUCCAACACCCUGCAGGACGGUUCUCUGAUCGACCUGUGCGGCGCCACCCUUCUGUGGCGUACCCUGUCGGGCCUGCGCCGCACCCCCACCCUCAAGCAGCUGGAGACCCUCCGCCAGGAGCUGAAUGCCGCACGGCCCCAGUGCCCCGUGGGUUUCAACACCCUGGCCUUCCCCAGCCUGGCCCGGCGAGAGAUUGUGGACAAGAAGCAGCCCUGGGUCUAUGUCAACUGUGGUCACGUCCACGGCUACCACAACUGGGGCUACCGGAAAGACAAGGGCCAUAACGUGGGCCACGGAGGGACGGCUCUGGCGAGCACCGGGGAAAGGGAGUGCCCCAUGUGCCGGCGCGUGGGCCCCUACGUGCCCCUGUGGAUGGGCUGUGAGGGCGGGCUGUACCUGGACGCGGGCCCCCCGACGCACGCCUUCUGCCCCUGUGGCCACGUGUGUUCGGAAAAGACAGUGGCGGGCUGGAGCCAGAUCCCGCUGCCGCACGGCACACACGCCUUCCACGCCGCAUGCCCCUUCUGUGGCACCUGGCUGACGGGCGAGCAUGGGCACAUCAAACUCAUCUUUCAGGGGCCCGUCGACUGAGCCUGCCACUGGGGGGUGAGAUAGAGGGCAGGGUGGAGGGAGGGUGUACUAUGGAAAAGUCUAAAAGGAAACAUGAAGGGARAAUCAUUGGAAAGACUGUUGAAAUGAAGAUGGACUGAAUUGAAGAGGUAAACGUGAUGGAAGCAGAAAUGGUAUUUAAGUUGUAUUUGGGGAAUAUGUAAAUAAAAUGUGUUGAAAUGAAAA
This is a messenger RNA of Salvelinus sp. IW2-2015, 1861 nucleotides long. Its product is annotated as E3 ubiquitin-protein ligase pellino homolog 1. Lineage: Eukaryota; Metazoa; Chordata; Actinopteri; Salmoniformes; Salmonidae. Gene Ontology annotation, biological process: protein K63-linked ubiquitination; regulation of Toll signaling pathway. The record is from RefSeq and is a predicted model, not a curated record. Gene Ontology annotation, molecular function: protein binding; ubiquitin protein ligase activity.